This is a messenger RNA of Daphnia magna, 6003 nucleotides long. RefSeq lists its product as uncharacterized. The transcript is spliced from 2 exons. Gene Ontology annotation, biological process: DNA integration. The record is from RefSeq and is a predicted model, not a curated record. NCBI's taxonomy places the organism in Eukaryota, Metazoa, Arthropoda, Branchiopoda, Diplostraca, Daphniidae. The coding region runs from base 1 to 6003 and encodes 2000 amino acids. Gene Ontology annotation, molecular function: nucleic acid binding.
AUGGCUACUCAAGAUGAGCUUCGUGAUGCUGAUUUGAUCGUUGCCGCUCCUGAUGCUGUUAUUCGAGGCCUUUCGCCGACUCGUUCGUUCGCCUCGGAUUCGACAAGUCGUCUCGAUCCUGCAACCUUGAUCAGCAAACGUUCCCAUCAUCGAAGAAAUUUCACCCGAAACGUGAAUAAAGUCAAGAUGGUGAUUCACGAGACAGGUCCUUCCAUCUACUCAAACGAUCUCAUCACGAAGGCCAACGAUCAUUAUGAGCAAUGUAUGUAUUACCAUCAUCGUUAUUGUGCAAAAUUGGGUGUCACCGACGACACUUGGUUGGAGAAUUUGCGUCAUGAUUAUAAUACGGCUCAUGAAGAAUUUGCCACAGCCCGUCGCCCCGGCCAUGCUACCGAACAACCAGCGCCUAGAGCAACGACCCGCACGAGAGCUCAAGUUCGCCCCGGUUCUGUCGAGUCAACCCGUCAACCCGAGUUCGCCCCGCUGGAUGUGCCCGUCAGCACAUCUCGCCCCUGUGUGGUUGAGUCGACCCGUCAACCCGAAUUUGCCUCGCGGGGUGUGCCUACCAGUACAUCCCACCAUUCCCGUGAGGAAGAUGUCUCUCGCACCGAAGUGGUUGUCGAUCCCGUUAGUGACAGUCAUCAUCAGGCCGAGGGUAGCCGCCCGUCUUCUUUGGCCAGCUCCAGGUCUUCGGUUGCCGCUAGCAUUUCGUCUUCUCGUCGUUCGCGGAGCUCUACCCUUUCGACUCUGACUAGAGAACGCCUUGCUGCCGAACUCGACCUUGAACUGGCACGCAAGCGGCGAGAAGAAGAAAAGAAUGAAAAUGACCUUCUGGACGAGCUAGCCCGUAAGUUACGUGAGGAGAAGAUUCGUAUCGGGGCCAAACGAAAGGAACGGAAAAUCGAGGAAGAAAUCGCACGUCUUCGUAUGAACGAGAAGUUUUCAAAGAGGUCUGUUCGUUCGCCUUCGCCGACCUCCUUGAGUUCUUUCAGUGAACCAGAUGACGAUAUCCAUAUUCCGUUGCCGAAGAGUAAGCCUCGUGACAAAGUGCUGCUUCCCACCGGGCCGUCCGACAGGAGCGUAGAUAGCUGGAUCGACGAUCUGGAGCAGAAACCGACGGCCUUACCCUCUGCAGCGCCCAUGCCUUGGAUGUUUGGAGGUUCGGCCCCGUUCACGUGUAGGACACCGUUUGAUGGCGACCCUCGAGAUUGGCUUCUUUUUGCCUCAAGAUUUCGAGCCCUCGUCCACGACGUCAUUCCGAACGAUGCCCAGCGUUUGGCCAUUCUUACCGAGUGGGUUGGCCCUAGCGUUUUUCGCCGCAUCUCCCCAUUGUUAAAGGCUCCUCGUGGGUACACUGCAGUUCUUGCCUAUCUUAAGAAGCACUACGGUUCGAGCGAGCAGAUCGCUCGCUGUCAAAUACACGAUCUUCUUAGUCUUCCCUUCGUCAAGCCGGGUGAUCGCCAGGCGCUUGAAAGUUUUUCUGAUCAGCUGCACGGAGCUGUUGUGGUGUUGGAACAAGGGGGAUUGGAGCACGAUCUUAAGAGUGCUGCUAAUCUUGAUCAGGCAGUACAGAAGCUGCCACCUGUCUUUCGCCAUCGCUGGGCCCGUUACGCACGUAAGCGUUUACCGAAAGGUGUCGACCUUAGCGACUUGGAUCGGUUCAUGGAAGAGGUCGUGGAAGAGGAGCGGAUGGCUCGUUCGGCAUUCGAGUUGGCGCCUAAGAUUGAUCUUCGUGAAAAGCGUGUUACGUUUCCCAAGCCAGCCGUUGAAAAGCACCCUUCAAGCAGACCUGCAAUUCUGAAACCGCCACCCGUUCGGCCACCCCCUACCAUCUUAGCCACCCAAGUAGCGAAAGACGUAGAUGUCGAGUGUCCAGGCUGCGGCGGCGCUCAUCGACUUGUUUCUUGCCCCGAAUUACAGAGGAAGUCACCGAGUGAACGAGCGCUGGUGGCGAAGGAGAAAGGCGUAUGUUUCAACUGUCUUGGAGGAAAGCACCGCAGUGCGGAUUGUCGUUCAAAACCCGCUUGUGAAUCCACCGGAUGCCGUGCACGUCAUCAUUCGCUGUUGCAUGGUGCGGAGAGAGUUUUUCCUGAGAAAAGCACACCUCGUCAGUUCCCGUCUUCCGUCGGAGGCCAAGAAUGUUUUCAAGGACCUCAAACACUCGCCAUUGCUCCCCGCCUGACAUCUGAUGUUCUCUUGGCCGUGGUUCCCGUCCGACUUCGUGCGGGUUGCCGGACUCUUGACGUUUUCGCUCUGCUCGACACCGGGAGCCAAGCUACCCUUUUGCGUGAAGACGCGGCUAAUGCGCUUGGUCUUACGGGCUGGCCACGCAAAAUUCGUUUUGGAACCUUCCAUGGAAACGAUCCGGUCGUCGAGACUCGUCUUGUGGGCUUCUCCGUUUCGUCGCUAGAGGGAGACCAAAACUACAAGGUUUCCGACGCCUUUGUUGUGCCUCGUCUAAAUGUUGGGCAACGCAAGAUAAAAGAUGUUCUCGCUUCGUUCGAUUAUCUUCGUGACCUCAACUUUCCUGCUCGAGACGCUGGUGAAGUCCAGAUUUUGAUCGGGAUGGACGUUCAAGACGCCCAUCUAAACAUCGAGGUUCGUCGCCCUCCAUCUGGAGUUCGGGGCCCUAAUGCUGUGCUCACCCCAUUUGGCUGGUGCGUUGUUGGGAGGACCUAUCCAUUACCGGCAGUGGAAGAUCCAAGCAUAAAUUUCGUUAAGCUGGGAACGAUCGAGCAGCUGGAAGAGUGCGUCGAAAGGUUUUGGAAAACCCAAUCUCUCCCAGUUCGUGAUGCCCCCAGUACAUUUAUGUCGUCGUUAGACCGUGCCGCAAUGGACCAACUCGAAUCGACCAUUCGGCACACUGGAACGCGUUACGAAGUAGGCUUGCCUGUUCGCCCGCAUUGCCCGAAGUUGCCGGACAACAAAGAAUUUGCACGUCGCAAGUUCUUCGCACUGGAGAGGAGACUUCUUUCACACAACGACCUUCGCCAAGCAGUUACGGCGCAGAUGAAGGAGGUGUUUUGCAGCGGCCACGCAGUGAAAGUCACUUCUACAGCUCCCGGUUCCAAGGUGUGGUUCCUACCUUAUCAUCCGGUUCGACAUCCAACGAAGCCCAGCAAGAUCCGUCUCGUUUACGACGCUGCUGCCCGGUUUAAAGGAACCGCGAUCAACGACAUCCUGCUGAAAGGUCCGGAUCUCACCACGCAGUUAUUGGCCGUGUUGCUUCGCUUCCGUGAAAGGAGAAUUGGCGUUACUGCAGACAUUGCGAAAAUGUUUUAUCAAGUGCUGGUUCGUGAGUCAGAUUGCACGAUGUUUCGUUUUUUGUGGCGCGAGCCUGGAACCGAAGAUCCUAUCCAGGAAUUCCAGAUGACGGUGCACAUUUUCGGUGCUGUCUCAUCGCCAACGGUUUGCAGCUUUGCCCUUCAGCGCCUCGAAAAGGAUGCGCCCGAACACCUGAAGGAAGUCGCGAGGCGUAUUCGUUCCAGCUUUUAUGUGGACAACCUGUUGUCGUCGUUCGACGAAGUGGAUGAAGGCGUUUCCAUCAGUCAGAAGCUGGUUGAACUACUCAAGCUCGGUGGUUUCGACCUCGUCCAGUUUCUGAGCUCUUCGCGUUCGUUGUUGGACCAACUUCCGUCUUCCUCUCGUCUGGUUCCCGAGCUCGAUCUAGAUUUCGACGAUUUGCCAACCGAGCGCACGUUGGGGUAUCUAUGGAGUUGUGAGCGAGACGAGUUCGUUUUUCGUUUUAAGAAGACAGAAGAGGCCUUUUCAAAACGCUCGAUUCUUUCGGCAAUUUCGAGCAUCUAUGAUCCUCUUGGUCUCCUAGCACCCGUCGUUUUGGUGGCGAAAAUCAUCCUUCAGGACAUCUGGCGACUCAAAGGUGGCUGGGAUGAGAUUCUGCCCGCCGAUAUUCUGAAUCGUUGGGGGCGCUUUGUGGAACAUCUGCCGAUGCUCGAACUGCUGAACAUCCCGAGAAGUUUCUUGACUAGUCCCCAGUCGGCGUAUCGUUCUUUUCAGUUGCACGCUUUUUCGGACGCAUCGAAAGACGGUUUUGGUGUUGUAAUUUAUCUUCGAGCUGAAACCUCUGGCGAGGUCGAAGUCUCUUUCGUAAUGGCAAAAGUAAGAGUUGCUCCCAUCCAUCAGCUUUCGAUUCCGAAGAUGGAGCUUCAAGGUGCUUUGCUAGCAGUCAGGUUAGCAAACUAUCUGUUGAAGGAGCUGACUCUGCCCAUAUCGAAUGUGUUUUUCUGGGUUGAUGCGAUGACUGUUGUUCGGUGGAUCCACGCCAGCCAUCGUCGUUACAACGUGUUUGUCGCAAACAGAAUAGCUGAGAUCCUGGAUUCAACGACCCCUCCGCAAUGGAGACAUGUUCCUGGUGCACUUAACCCAGCAGACGAAUGCAGUCGUGGUCUCUGUCCGUCCGAGCUCGAUCCAAAUCAUCGCUGCGGGCCAGUAGAUGACGUUGUGGCUCGAGCCGAUAAUCUACAUCGCCUAAUUCGCAUCGCCGCUUGGAUUGAAAGAUUCGUUCGCAACAUCCAGAUCCUCGUUCAUCGGAGACGUGCCAGAGAAAGGUCUAUUCUGGAUGGCAAUCAUGAAGAAGCAGCGACCGGACAAAGUGAGCAGUUGAAAACGGGCCGGCAGCAGAGUGCGGACGAGCUGAAGUCAGCCCGUCGCCUUUUAAUUCGUGUUUCGCAGCGCGACUCCUUCCCUGACGAUUUAAGCAGUUUGCGGAAGGCGAAGUCCGUUCGCCCGGAGUCUCGGUUGCUGAAACUGGCCGUUUAUCUAGAUGACGCCGGAAUCAUUCGUGUUGGUGGCCGCCUCGAAAAUGCCCCCAUCAGCGCUGAAGCCCGUCAUCCUGCCGUUCUGGAACCCAAGCAUCCGCUCACCCGAUUGUUCAUACGCUGGGCGCAUAUUUCCGUGGCUCAUGGACGAGCUGAUCGCACUCUUGCUGAAGUUCGUGCUCGUUACUGGGUUUUGAAAGGACGCGAAGCGACAAAGUCGGUCAUCACGACUUGCCUGUAUUGUUCCCGCAUGAGAGCCAAGCCGUUUCAGCCGAUGAUGGCCCCGCUUCCAGCGGAGCGGGUCCAACCGUUCAGCCCUCCAUUUACCCGUAUUGGAGUGGACUACCUCGGUCCCUUCCCUAUUUCAAUUGGCCGGCGAACAGAAAAUCGUUGGAUUGCACUUUUUACCUGCCUCUCAACCCGUGCUAUCCACCUCGAAAUUACCCCGUCCAUGGAUGUGGAUUCCUUUUUAAUGGCUUUUACCCGUUUCGUCAGUCGUCGGGGUGCCCCAACCGAUGUUUUUAGCGACAACGGUACCAAUCUGACUGCAGGAGAGCGUGAGCUGCGUGAGGCGGUUACCCGCCUUAACGACGUGAAAAUCGCUGACCAACUUGCUCGGAAAGAAAUUCGUUGGCACUUCUCCCCGCCUGCUGCCCCGCACUUCGGAGGUGUCUGGGAGCGUCUGGUUCGCUCGUGCAAGGAGGCCCUGCGCGCUAUCCUCGGUCAGCAGACGGUGAAGGAGGAAACCUUUGCAACGGUCGUCAUCGAAGUUGAGGGCUUGCUCAACAAUCGACCGUUGACGGAUCUAGGUGCGGACCCGCAAGAAUUCGAGCCGUUAACCCCGAAUCAUUUUUUGUUGGGGCGCCCCAAUCCCCACUUGCCCGCUGACGUCAUCGACCCGGAAAUCAAAUGUCUUCGCCGAAGAUGGUUUCACGCACAGCAGAUCGUGGAUCAGGUGUGGAGCCGAUGGUUACGGGAAUACCUGCCGACCCUCACGACCCGCAACAAAUGGACCCGAUCGCAAAACAACUUGGAGGUGAACGACAUGGUGCUUAUGGUGGAUCCAAAGUCGCCGCGCGGACACUGGCCAAUUUGUCGUGUUGCCAGAGUUUUACCUGGUUCUGAUGGUGUAGUACGCGCGGCCGAAAUCAUUACGAAGUCCGGCAAGACCUUCACCCGCCCGGUUGUGCGAUUAUGUCGCUUGGAAGCCUUGAGUGCUGCUUAA